Molecule: messenger RNA, 336 nt
Organism: Staurois parvus
Lineage: Eukaryota; Metazoa; Chordata; Amphibia; Anura; Ranidae
Source: the annotation of a GenBank genome assembly
ACACAAACUACUGCAGAGAAAUCUCCCCAUUGUGGGAGGGGCAGAGACACAAACUACUGCAGAAAAUCUCACCCAUUGUGGGAGGGGCAUAGACACAAACUACUGCAGGAAAUCUCCCCAUUGUGUGACGGGCAGAGACACAAACUACUGCAGGAAAUCUCCCCAUUGUGUGACGGGCAGAGACACAAACUACUGCAGGAAAUCUCCCCAUUGUGUGACGGGCAGAGACACAAACUACUGCAGGAAAUCUCCCCAUUGUGGGAGGGGCAGAGGCACAAACUACUGCAGGAAAUCUCACCAUUGUGGGAGGGGCAGAGACACAAACUACUGAAGGAA